This is a messenger RNA of Onychomys torridus (southern grasshopper mouse), 6396 nucleotides long. It is a transcript of the gene Pcf11, whose product is annotated as PCF11 cleavage and polyadenylation factor subunit. NCBI's taxonomy places the organism in Eukaryota, Metazoa, Chordata, Mammalia, Rodentia, Cricetidae. Gene Ontology annotation, biological process: termination of RNA polymerase II transcription. The record is from RefSeq and is a predicted model, not a curated record. Gene Ontology annotation, cellular component: mRNA cleavage factor complex; cytoplasm. Bases 304 to 5352 code for a protein of 1682 amino acids. The transcript is spliced from 16 exons. Gene Ontology annotation, molecular function: mRNA binding; RNA polymerase II complex binding.
CGCAGCGGUUGGGAACACAGACAUUUUCGGAGCUGGAGCCGCCACUGCCGCCGCCAUUUUGUGUCUGUGGAGAAAGGAGCCCCGGCGGCGGCUGGAAGUGGACGGAGAUUCCCCGUGAGGCUGCGGCGUUUCUUCCCCGAGGUUCCCCCUGGGUCGUCCCCCAUCCCCCCUCCGCGGUCAGCAUGUGGUGAAGCCGCAGCCGCCGGAGACCCGGGGAGCGAGGCCGAGGCGUCGGAAGGGAGGCGGGGUGUCGAGCGGCUUCAGCUUCGGCGGCGGCGGACCUCGGAGGGGGGCCGCGGCGCAAUGUCAGAGCAGACGCCGGCCGAGGCCGGGGCUGCGGGGGCCCGGGAGGACGCCUGUCGGGAUUAUCAGUCGUCGCUGGAAGACCUGACCUUCAAUAGCAAACCGCACAUCAAUAUGCUGACCAUUCUAGCCGAGGAGAACCUGCCCUUCGCCAAGGAGAUCGUCUCUCUCAUCGAGGCCCAAACCGCCAAGGCUCCUUCCUCAGAGAAGCUUCCUGUUAUGUACCUUAUGGAUUCUAUCGUGAAAAACGUUGGAAGAGAGUAUCUCACUGCCUUUACUAAAAAUCUAGUUGCAACAUUUAUUUGUGUGUUUGAAAAGGUGGAUGAAAAUACUAGAAAAAGUUUAUUUAAAUUACGUUCAACAUGGGAUGAAAUAUUCCCUUUGAAGAAACUUUAUGCCUUGGAUGUCAGAGUCAAUUCAUUAGAUCCUGCUUGGCCUAUUAAACCUCUGCCCCCUAAUGUGAAUACAUCUAGCAUCCAUGUGAACCCGAAAUUUUUAAAUAAAUCGCCUGAGGAGUCUUCAACACCUGGCACAGUGGUCAGUUCCCCCAGUAUCUCCACUCCUCCAAUUGUACCUGAUAUACAAAAGAAUCUUACUCAAGAACAAAUAAUAAGGCAACAGUUACUUGCAAAACAAAAACAGUUGUUAGAACUUCAGCAGAAAAAGCUGGAGCUUGAGUUAGAACAAGCUAAGGCACAACUGGCAGUAUCUCUUAGUGUUCAGCAAGAGACGGCCAACUUGGGUCCUGGAUCAGCACCAUCUAAAUUACAUGUUUCACAAAUUCCCAAUAUGGCUGUUAAAACUCCCCAUCAGGUUUCUGUGCAACCUGACAAAAGCCGACCGGGUCCAUCCUUACAAAUUCAAGACUUGAAGGGAACUAACCGGGAUCCCCGUCUUAACAGGAUGAGCCAACAUUCUUCCCAUGGCAAAGAGCAGAGUCAUAGGAAGGAAUUUGUAAUGAACACAUUAAACCAGUCUGAUAUUAAAACAAGUAAAACUGUACCCUCUGAAAAACUAAAUUCAUCCAAGCAAGAAAAAAGCAAAUCAAGUGAAAGAAUAACCAAGAAAGAACUUGACCAGUUAGAUUCUAAAUCUAAAUCUAAAUCUAAAUCACCAUCACCUUUGAAAAACAAAUUAUCCCACCCAAAAGACUUGAAAAAUCAAGAAUCUGAAAGUAUGAGGUUGUCUGAUAUGAAUAAGAGAGAUCCACGAUUAAAAAAGCAUCUUCAGGAUAAAGCUGAGGGCAAAGAUGAAGAUAUAAAAGAAAAGAGAAAAACUGCAGAAAAGAAGGAUAAAGAUGAGCAUAUGAAAUCAUCUGAACACAGACUGAUUGGAAGUAGAAGUAAAAUCAUAAAUGGCAUUGUGCAAAAACAGGACAUGGUUACAGAAGAAUUGGAAAAACAGGGGACAAAACCAGGGAGAUCAAGUACUCGGAAGAGAUCAAGAUCGAGGUCACCUAAGUCUCGGUCACCAAUUAUACAUUCCCCAAAGAGAAGAGAUAGAAGGUCACCCAAACGGAGGCAAAGAAGUAUGUCUCCAACUUUGGCCCCCAAAGCAGGAAAGAUGCGUCAGUCAGGACUUAAACAGUCACAUAUGGAGGAGUUCCCACCACCUUCUAGGGAAGAAAGAAAUGUUAAGAGAAGUACUAAGCAGGAUGUUCGAGAUCCCAGACGGCUGAAAAAGAUGGAUGAGGAUCGGCCGCAAGAAACUACAAGUCAACAUUCUAUGAAGUCAGGUGCUGAACCAAAGGAGAAUAUAGAGAAUUGGCAAAGUUCCAAGUCUGCCAAAAGAUGGAAAUCUGGUUGGGAAGAAAAUAAAAGCUUACAACAGGGUGAUGAACAUAGUAAACCACCUCAUCUAAGGCAUAGGGAGAGCUGGUCAAGCACUAAAGGAAUCUUGUCACCUCGAACUCCAAAGCAGCAACAUCGAUUAAGUGUAGAUGCCAAUCUUCAGAUUCCUAAAGAGUUAACCCUUGCAAGCAAAAGAGAAUUACUUCAAAAGACGAGUGAACGUUUAGCUUCUGGUGAAAUUACACAGGAUGAGUUCCUUGUUGUUGUGCAUCAAAUUCGACAGCUAUUUCAGUAUCAAGAAGGUAAACAUAGAUGCAAUGUACGGGAUAGUCCUACAGAAGAAAAUAAAGGUGGAUUAAAAAAGAAACCUCUCUUAUCUGAUGCUGAAUUAACCUACUAUGAACAUAAAGCAAAACUGAAAAGGACACAGGUUCAGCAUUCAUUUCCAAGACUUGAUCUCUUAGAUCCUGAUAUUUUUGACUACCCUUUGACUGAUGCCUUGUUGUCUGGAAUAGAAUGUGAGCCAUCCAAAAGUAAACAUGCAAGUAGGAAUAGUGGAGCACAGUUUGACAGAAAAGAACAAUUUAGUGAAAGAGCAAGACGUCUUUCUCCUAUAUCUGGGAGUCGUACUUAUGCUGAGAAUCUUUCACCCCAUGAGGGCCGGAGAAGACAUGACGAGCAAGUCUCUGCUAAAGGUGUACGAGAGGAGCAGAGAUCUCCAUUCAAUGAUCGUUUUCCACUUAAGCGACCUAGAUAUGAAGAUUCAGAUAAACCAUUUGUAGAUGGCCCAGCAUCAAGAUUUGCUGGCCUUGAUACAAAUCAGCGGCUUACAGCUUUAGCUGAAGACCGACCAUUAUUUGAUGGACCUGGUAGGCCAUCUGUGACACGAGAUGGCCCAGCCAAGAUGAUUUUUGAAGGACCUAAUAAAUUAAGCCCUAGAAUUGAUGGACCUCCUACACCAGGUUCUCUUCGGUUUGAUGGGUCACCAGGACAAAUGGGGGGAGGAGGCCCUAUGAGAUUUGAAGGACCACAAGGUCAGUUAGGAGGUGGGUGCCCUUUGAGAUUUGAAGGUCCUCCAGGACCAGUAGGAACACCUCUGCGGUUUGAAGGGCCAAUUGGUCAAGGAGGAGGAGGCGGUUUUCGAUUUGAAGGUUCACCUAGUCUGAGGUUUGAGGGAUCUACAGGUGGUUUGCGAUUUGAAGGACCAGGGGGUCAGCCUGUGGGUGGUCUCAGGUUCGAAGGACAUCGUGGUCAACCUGUGGGUGGUCUGAGGUUUGAGGGCCCACAUGGACAGCCUGUGGGCAGUCUUAGAUUUGAUAAUCCUCGAGGUCAGCCUGUCGGUGGACUUAGAUUUGAGGGGGGUCAUGGUCCAUCAGGGGCAGCAAUUAGGUUUGAUGGGCCUCAUGGUCAGCCAGGUGGUGCUAUCAGAUUUGAGGGCCCUUUGCUACAGCAAGGAGUUGGAAUGAGGUUUGAGGGUCCCCAUGGUCAGUCUGUAGCUGGUAUGAGAUUUGAAGGACAUAAUCAACUAGGUGGGAACCUUAGGUUUGAGGGACCACAUGGCCAACCAGGGGUUGGGAUCAGGUUUGAAGGACCUUUAGUUCAACAAGGAGGUGGAAUGAGGUUUGAGGGUCCUGUUCCAGGAGGUGGCCUGAGAAUUGAAGGGCCUCUGGGUCAAGGUGGUCCAAGAUUUGAAGGUUGUCACUCUUUAAGGUUUGAUGGACAGCCAGGUCAGCCAUCACUUUUGCCAAGAUUUGAUGGAUUACAUGGCCAGCCAGGUCCUAGAUUUGAAAGAACUGGUCAGCCAGGUCCACAGAGAUUUGAUGGGCCACCUGGACAGCAGGUUCAACCAAGAUUUGAUAGUGUACCUCAAAGAUUCGAUGGGCCACAACACCAGCAAGCAUCAAGAUUUGAUAUUCCUCUUGGUCUGCAAGGUACCCGAUUUGACAAUCAUCCUUCACAAAGGCUUGAAUCUUUCAAUCAGACUGGCCCAUAUAAUGAUCCACCUGGCAAUGCUUUUAAUGUUCCCUCUCAAGGACUACAGUUCCAAAGACAUGAACAAAUAUUUGAUACACCUCAAGGACCAAAUUUUAAUGGACCUCAUGGCCCUGGAAACCAGAAUUUCCCAAAUCCCCUUAACAGAGCUUCAGGACACUAUUUUGAUGAAAAGAAUCUUCAGAGUUCUCAGUUUGGAAACUUUGGCAAUUUACCUACUCCAAUGUCAGUCGGAAAUAUUCAGACAUCUCAACAGGUUCUGACAGGAGUUGCUCAGCCAGUAGCAUUUGGCCAAGGACAACAAUUUUUACCAGUUCAUCCACAGAAUCCUGGAGCUUUUAUUCAAAAUCCUUCAGGAGGUCUUCCUAAGGCAUAUCCUGAUAAUCAUCUCAGUCAGGUGGAUGUAAAUGAAUUGUUUUCAAAACUGCUAAAAACAGGAAUUCUCAAAUUGUCACAGCCUGAUUCAGCUACAACACAGGUAAAUGAGGCUGUUACUCAGCCUCCCCCUGAAGAGGAGGAGGAUCAGAAUGAAGAUCAAGAUGUUCCAGAUCUUACUAAUUUUACAAUUGAAGAAUUGAAGCAACGUUAUGACAGUGUUAUAAACCGGCUGUACACUGGGAUUCAGUGUUACUCUUGUGGAAUGAGGUUUACGACAUCCCAGACAGAUGUUUAUGCAGAUCACUUGGACUGGCAUUACCGGCAAAAUAGAACUGAGAAAGAUGUUAGCAGAAAAGUCACUCAUAGACGUUGGUACUACAGUUUAACAGACUGGAUAGAAUUUGAAGAAAUAGCUGAUCUGGAAGAACGUGCAAAAAGCCAGUUUUUUGAAAAGGUUCAUGAAGAGGUUGUCCUCAAAACUCAGGAGGCUGCUAAAGAAAAGGAGUUCCAAAGUGUCCCUGCUGGACCAGCUGGAGCGGUUGAGAGUUGUGAAAUCUGUCAAGAACAAUUUGAACAGUACUGGGAUGAAGAGGAGGAGGAAUGGCACUUAAAAAAUGCUAUUAGAGUCGACGGAAAGAUUUACCAUCCAUCGUGUUAUGAAGAUUAUCAAAAUACAUCUUCUUUUGAUUGUACACCAUCUCCUAGCAAGACACCAGUUGAAAACCCUUUGAACAUUAUGUUGAACAUUGUCAAAAACGAAUUGCAAGAACCCUGUGAAAGCCCCAAAGUUAAGGAAGAGCAAAUUGAUGCCCCACCAGCCUGUUCAGAAGAAAGUGUAGCAACACCCACUGAAAUUAAAACAGAAAAUGAUACAGUUGAGUCAGUUUAAAUAAAAUGAGAAAGGUAUGGUUUUGUUUUUUUAACAAAAGCUGCUGUUGGAUCUAGAAGGUGAAGAAUUUUUUAUGUAUAUAUAGACAUAUAUCUAUAUAAAUUGUCUAGCUGAGGCAGGGCCUUCAGCUAUCAUUUGGUUAAUAAAUACAUUUUAGUAUUUGCAUUUCCUACUGCCUGCACAGUUUCAGGUGCUUGUUGUGUGAAAGUUCUGUAGAUGAGUGCAAAUUUAACAAAAUGAAAUUGUAUGUGUAAAGAUGUACGAUUUUCACUUGUGAACUGUAAAUUAUAAAUAAAAAUAUUUUUGCUAUCCAUGGAGUGUAAUAUUUAUGCACACCAUCAAAUAAAGACAGUGUUUCUAUACUUUUAUUGGGUAAGAAUGGAACUCAACAGCAACCUUAAUGUGAGAUGUUUUUUCUAGUAGCUUCCCAGGACUUCAAGAGGCAAAGUUCAAACUUAGUUUUUCUCAAAUAGAAAAGCCAGAGUUAAAAAAAAUGAAACAAUAGGACAUAUGUGCUUACAUAUAGAUAUGUUUCUCCAGCUAGAAUCAUCCCCAUCCAUUUGUGGAAAGUACGUAAUAAAACAGUAAUGCUUAUUCUUGGACUCGGAUACUGAUGCCAUCAGCAAUUAACAAAUAUAUUUAAGUACUGAAAGUGAUUUUUUUAGAAAAUAUUUUUCAAAUUGUCAAUUUAAUGCAGAUGAACAUAUUUCUAUUUUAAGUUACAGGGAUUCUGUAUAAGAAUGUUCAUAUGAAAAACAUGGUUAACUUUCCUUUGUUGGUUUUGAUUGAAUUAGAUGGGAUACCAUGAGAUGUUAAUAUUCAUACAUGUAAUAAAUUGAAUGAUGAAGAACUUUCGUUUGUAUUUCUUGAGUGAAUUUAGAAUGUGACCCUUUUUCAUGUGUUUUAAAACAUGAGUGCAGUGCCAGCUAUAAGCCACACUCCUAGAUACAAUAAAGAUAGGGACAAUUAAUGAGACUUUAAUGUUUUGUGGUGGCAAUUGGCACCUUUCUUCAUGUGGUUUCUUUGGUUAUAGCACCAAAGGCU